AUGCUCAAGGUCGAGGGUCGCGAGAUCAACCUGUACCAGCUGCACUACGAUGUCAUGAGCCAGGACGGCUUCCGGAUCAACGUCACGGAUCAGUGCCCAGUCAUCCCGGGACGGCUUGGGUUCGUCAACUUCCCCGGUAACAGCCAUGAGCCCACUAAGUCAGGGCCUGGUAUCGCCAUGCACAUCGAGCAGGUGUACAAGCCAUGCCUGCAGGACUUCGACAGCCUGUACCUCCGCCAGCUCUUCCACCAACGACGGCUUAUGAUUCUCAGGGUCAACGGUGGCGACAUGUCCGCUGGCCCCUCAGGCGCCACGGCUCCGCAGGGCUUGAGCGACAUCAAGGACCCGAGGGCCCUCAGCGAGAUCAUCAGCUACGUGGCGCUCUCUGCCCCUGAGCUGCGGGCACGCGGCGUGCCCAACCACAUCAUCACACUCCUCGAGAAGCACCGUGACCAGCCGAAGGCGACGCUCCAGCAGCACCACGACUUCGCGAAGAAAAUCCAGAUCGCGGCGCAGGGCCAGCUGCACAAAUUCUCGAAACUCUGCGAUAGCAAACACGAACGCGAACGUAAUGCUCCACCACCAUGCCAACAGGAUGAACGUGGCAAAUUAUCUGAACUCACCAAUGCGCUGCGCCACCAUGGCCUGCGACGUCGGUAA
Messenger RNA from Dichomitus squalens LYAD-421 SS1, 660 nucleotides. RefSeq lists its product as uncharacterized. The coding region runs from base 1 to 660 and encodes 219 amino acids. The record is from RefSeq and is a predicted model, not a curated record. The transcript is spliced from 2 exons. Gene Ontology annotation, molecular function: DNA binding. Lineage: Eukaryota; Fungi; Basidiomycota; Agaricomycetes; Polyporales; Polyporaceae.